Molecule: messenger RNA, 3776 nt
Organism: Mya arenaria
Lineage: Eukaryota; Metazoa; Mollusca; Bivalvia; Myida; Myidae
Product: transmembrane 9 superfamily member 4-like
Exons: 19
Coding region: 56-1951 (631 amino acids)
Biological process (GO): protein localization to membrane
Cellular component (GO): membrane
Source: RefSeq, a predicted model, not a curated record
AAAGCCGAUUUUAUCGGACUACCCGAUGACGUCACACUUCCACGUUUGAUUCAAGAUGGCGACAUCUAUGGAGAUGAAGUUCCUUGUUAUAUUGUGUGCUUUAGCAGCUAGAGUCAGCUAUGGGUUUUACAUUCCGGGGGUUGCACCAAACGACUUCAACAAAGGGGAUCCAGUGGAUGUCAAGGGUGUGAAGCUGACAAGUAUCAAGACCCAACUUCCCAUGGAGUUCUACAGGGCUCCAUUCUGUGAGCCAGUCGGAGGGGCAGAGUUCAAACCAGAAAAUCUUGGUGAGGUUUUGCGGGGAGAUAGAAUUGUAACUACAGCAUACAAUAUUAAAGCAUUGCAGAACGAGCCAUGUUCCCUGCUUUGUAAAGAGCAGCCAUCCAAGAAACUGUCAGUGAAGGAAUCCAAGAUCCUGGUGGACCUCAUCAAAAAUGACUACUAUGUCCACCUGUUGGUGGACAACCUGCCGUGUGCUACCAAGUUCCAGAUGCUGGACUCCAAGGCUGACCAGUAUGAGCAUGGCUACAGGCUCGGCUUUGAGAAGGAUGGCAAAUUUUACCUCAACAACCAUCUGAGUAUUGACUUGAUGUACCAUCAAGAUGAAGUUGCAAACACAUACCGAGUAGUGGGCUUUGAGGUGCAGCCAGUCAGCCGUGCCAUCAGUAACAUUGACAUCAAGGAUGCAAACUGCGCUGUGAAAGCUGAUAUUGCUCAGAAGACACCAGAUCCCAUGCAGAUUGAGCCGAAAGACGGGCAGGAGGUUAUGUUCACAUAUGAGGUUACCUGGCACAAGAGUGACCUGAAGUGGGCCUCACGCUGGGACACCUACCUCACAAUGACUGACGUACAGAUUCAUUGGUUUUCCAUUGUCAACUCUGUUGUCGUUGUUUUUUUCCUCUCGGGCAUUCUGACAAUGAUCAUGGUGAGAACCCUGAGGAAGGAUAUUGCCAAGUACAACAGGGAUGAGGAUUUGGAAGAGACCAUGGAAGAAUCCGGCUGGAAGCUGGUGCACGGUGAUGUGUUCCGUCCUCCCAAGAGCAACAAGCUCCUCUCCUCCCUGCUGGGCGCCGGCAUCCAGGUCUUCUGUAUGGCACUCAUCACUGUCGUUUUUGCCAUGUUUGGUAUGUUGUCGCCAGCCUCUAGGGGAGCCCUUAUGACUGCUGCCCUCUUUCUGUUUGUGUUCAUGGGAUUGGUAGGUGGGUACUUCGCUGCUAGGAUCUACAAAACAAUGAAGGGUGCUCAGUGGAAAAAGUCAGCUCUCCAGACAGCCACAUUGUACCCAGGGUUUAUAUUCUGCAUCUGCUUCGUCCUGAACUUCUUCAUCUGGGGCAAGCACUCAUCAGGGGCUGUCCCCUUCACCACCAUGUUGGCCCUGCUCUGUAUGUGGUUCGGCAUCUCCCUGCCACUCGUAUUCCUAGGGUACUACUUUGGCUUCCGGAAACAGGCUUACCAGCACCCUGUGCGAACAAACCAGAUCCCAAGGCAGGUACCAGAACAGGCCUGGUAUAUGAACACAUUCGCCAGUAUUUUGAUGGCUGGUAUCUUGCCGUUCGGAGCCAUGUUUAUUGAGCUGUUCUUUAUAUUCACUGCUAUCUGGGAGAACCAGUUCUACUACCUGUUCGGUUUCCUGUUCCUGGUGUUCGUCAUCCUGCUCAUCUCCGUCUCCCAGAUUUCCAUCGUCAUGGUCUACUUCCAGCUAUGUGGCGAGGACUACCACUGGUGGUGGAGAUCAUUCAUUGUUUCUGGAGGAUCUGCCGUCUACAUAUUUGCCUACUCCAUCUUUUACUUCAUUACCAAGCUGGAGAUCACUGCAUUUGUAUCCACCUUGUUGUACUUCGGAUACACGCUACUGAUGGUAACUACGUUUUGGCUGCUCACAGGGACUAUCGGAUUUUAUGCAGCCUACUGGUUCAUUAGGAAAAUCUACAGUGCUAUAAAAAUAGACUGAUGCUCUCACUCUGUGAUAGAUUUUAAAGACAGUAAUAUAUCACUUCACAUGUUUAACAUUUGUUUGAUGGGUUGAAAUUGCACAUAACUGUGGUAUGCACAUAUCUUUUGUGAUAUGAUUGGUAUUUCCUGAAGUGGGAAAAGUGAAUAGCUAUGAACAAGACAAUCUCAUUUGCUAAGACUUUUACAUGAUAGACAUGACUCUGGGAUACAAUGUAAUGAUUAUAGUAAAUCACAUUUUGGAAAGUCUAAUACUCUUGGACAUCAACGAUAGAUCCUGGAAAUGUUUGAUAGCAUUGAUAACUAUAUACAUAUAGUAAAGCAUUAGUAUCUGUUUUGAUUGACAAGAGGCAAUAGGUUUGACUGUUCCAAUGUGAUAUAAGAUUAGUUUUAUGUGACUGGGAAGUUGCAUUUAUCAGUGCCAAUAUCGAAGGAGUAUGGCACUUGUAUAAGUAAGGUACAAAAUGCAGUGCAUGUGUUUCUAACUUUGGGGUUUGUUACUUUGGGGUAUGUUAGUAUUGUAAUCUUACAGGUGUACACCAGGUUCUUCAUGUAGUUGGCUUGAGUAGGGGGCUUCAGAAGCUGAUGAAUUCCAUGUUUUGUUGUUGUUGUUGUUUUUCCAUGUUUGAGAGAUUUUUUUUAUUUGUUAAGAUUUUAUUCCAAGUUCAUACAAAAGAUUGAAUGAUUUUAAUGGACAUAAAUCUAUAUAACUAUUGUAUACUACUUUGCAUAUGAUUUAGGUUUGAAUCAUGUGUAUUUCAUUAACAAUAUGUUUGGUUAUAUUCUAUUUAGUAGAUCAGUCAAGUUGUGAUUCUUCAUGUUUAAUAGUUGAACGAUUGCUUCUCCUGUAUAUAUCUGUGAUGUGAAUACCCUGCAAAUAAUUAACAGUUGUCAACUGUACCCAUCCAUCCAUUGUUAAAAAGAUGCUUAUUUGUCUUCUUUUUUUUCCAAUGAUAUGUAAAUAAGUUAACAGAGCAUUAGGAUAUAUAUUCAAUACAUUGAGAAAAGCAAACUUUUAUGAUUACAGAUUUAAAGAUGAUAUGCAGAUAUCAUUUUAAGUUUGGAAAUGUUUAUGUCUGUGAAGUUUCAACUUUAUCUGGCCUAAAAAUCAAUGAAUGCAUGAAUAAAUAAGGGCCAACCUUUUUUUUAUUACUUUAUGAAAUUAAACUUAAACUAUAAUUCCUAGCCAUAAAAUCAAGCUAUAAUGCUUUCAUGGUAGUUUGGUGUUGAGAAUCUUACGAAUAAAACACCUUGCACUUGGAUGUUAUAACAAAUGUGUUGAGCAUAUUUAAGCCAUGUGUGACAAAAAAGGUCGUGUUGGCAUACAUGUACUAAACUUAUGUCAAGAUAUUGUUGACUACAGUUGUUGUUUGUUCUAAAAUAACAUACAUGUAUAUGCAUCCUUUCUUAGUUUGGGAUAAAUUUGCACAUUAAAACGCUCCAGACCAGGGUGAUUCAUUCAAUUUUUAGUGGAUAGAAUUAUAAACAACACCCUUAUGAAGUUAUUUUUUUUUUUUUUUUAGAAAAAAAAUAUGAACAAUUUAACUCCUUUUUUUAGGAAAAUAUUAAAUAUGUUUCUUCAGCAAUGUGAAAGAUUGUCUACAAAAUCCUUUAUUGCUAGUUGGGCUUCAUAUAUCUACAAAUUAUAUGUGGGAUUGAAUCUUCUACACUGUAAUGAUUGUUACUACUAUAAUGUACACUAAUCAUGUGCUUCUUUUCAUUUAACAUUGUAUUAUUUAUUCCAUGAUUGUUUCUAUUAAGUAGUUAUAUUAUUUAUGAGUUAUUAAAUCGCUGUACAUAUUGGAAGAAAUACAAAUGAUGGACCG